Messenger RNA from Ctenocephalides felis (cat flea), 1642 nucleotides. Its product is annotated as cytochrome P450 9e2-like. Gene Ontology annotation, molecular function: monooxygenase activity; oxidoreductase activity, acting on paired donors, with incorporation or reduction of molecular oxygen; iron ion binding. NCBI's taxonomy places the organism in Eukaryota, Metazoa, Arthropoda, Insecta, Siphonaptera, Pulicidae. The transcript is spliced from 8 exons. The record is from RefSeq and is a predicted model, not a curated record. The coding region runs from base 1 to 1521 and encodes 506 amino acids.
AUGUGGGGCUUACUUUCACUAGGGGCCUUUCUGUUAUGGGUCUUCUACAAAUAUGCUACAUGGACCUUCGACAGAUUUAAAGGAACCAAUGUUCCUUACAUGAAGCCAGUGGCCCUCAUAGGCAAUUCUUUGAAAUUUUUGUUAAAACAAGAAGAUAUGAUUGAAAGUAUAGGAAAACCAUAUACAAAAUUCCCUCGGGCCAGAUUUGUAGGAAUCUUUCAAAUGCGCUUACCAUCAAUCAUGAUACGAGAUCCAGAACUCAUUCGUCAGGUGGCUGUUAAAGAUUUUGAUAGUUUCACAAAUCAUAGACCAUUUGUCGACCCUGCUCUAGAACCACUAUUCGGAAGCAGCCUUUUUCUUCUAAAAGAUCAGAAAUGGCGCGACAUGCGAUCUACCCUCAGUCCAGCUUUUACUGGGAGCAAGAUGCGACUCAUGUACGAAUUUAUUAUUGAGUGCGCAGAACAACUGACUGAUCAUUCACAUGAGGAAGUUGAGAAAAAAGGUACUUUGGAUCUAGAAGUGAAAGAUCUCGUUACAAAGUAUGCAAAUGAUGUAAUAGCUUCAUCUGCUUCAUCUGCAUUUGGAAUUAAGGUAGACACUUUAAAAAAUCCUGAUAAUAUAUUUUACAAAAUGGGAAGAAAAGUUAGCAAUUUUUCUGGAUUUUGGGUCAGCUUGAAAUUUUUUGCUUUCUUGCUGAUACCUCACAUCAUGAGGGUUCUCAGAAUAACUUUACUGGAUCAAGAUUGUGGUAAAUUCUUUCGCACUUUGGUGCACGAUACUAUGGAUGAAAGAGAAAAGAAAGGAAUUGUUCGUCCUGAUAUGAUUAAUUUGCUUAUGCAAGCCAAAAUAGGAGGUUUGAAGCAUGAAGUUGAUGUAGAUGAAUCUUCAGGUUUUGCCACUGUUACUGAAUCUUCAAUCACCAAAUCAUCUACCCAUAAAAGAGUUUGGUCAGAUGAUGAGAUUACUGGGCAAGCAAUGAUCUUCUUUUUGGCUGGUUUCGAAUCAAUUUCUACAUCAAUCUGCUUUGUUGCAUACGAAUUAGCAAUAAAUCCAGAUGUUCAAAAAACUCUGCAAGAUGAAAUAGAUGCAGUUUGCGUUGAAUUGGAACAAUCCAAUCAAAAACUAGUAGAUUAUGAAAGAUUGCAUAAGAUGAAAUACUUGGAUAUGGUCAUAUCAGGUGAAAAAGGAGAAGCUCUAAUGAUUCCAAUAUACAACAUACAUCACGAUGAACAAUAUUAUGAAAAUCCGCAUAAAUUUGAUCCAGACAGAUUCAGUGAGGAAAACAAACAAAAUAUAAAACCUUUCACAUACAUGCCUUUUGGAGUUGGACCUAGAAAUUGCAUAGGAUCAAGAUUUGCUCUUAUGGAAAUGAAAGCGUUACUCUUCAAUAUUUUAAAAGAAUUCGACAUCGUACCUUCCGAAAAAACUCAAAUUCCAUUAAAACUGUCAAGAAAUUCAAUUCAAAUGAGACCCGAGAAAGGCUUUUGGAUGAAGUUGAAGCCACGGAAAAUGAGAAAUUAGGUGCAACUGGCAUGAAAUUUAUUAUGAUAAUUAUUUUCUAUUAUAUAAAUAUUUAUAACUAAAAUAUUUUCAUUUUUAAAAUAUUUUAGUUUCUUUGAUUUCCUGCAAACUUUUAUAUGAA